AUGGGGGAACCUAGUUCUUCUAGGGUUUACCGUACGAUUCAGCAGCCCAAUGCAGGCAUCAUCAAGAGACUUCGAUUGGAGAAUUUCAUGUGCCAUUCCAGCCACGAGACUGAGUUCGGAAACCACGUCAAUUUCAUCACUGGUCAAAAUGGAAGUGGUAAGAGUGCAAUCCUAACAGCGUUGUGUGUUGCAUUUGGUUGUCGAGCCAAAGGGACUCAAAGGGCUUCCACUAUGAAGGAUUUCAUUAAAACUGGUGCCAGCAAUGCUGUCAUUCAUGUUGAAAUUCAAAAUGAAGGAGAGGAUGCUUUUAAGCCUGAAAUAUAUGGUGAUGUUAUCGUUGUAGAACGUAGGAUAUCUGAAUCCACAAGCUCUACUAUAUUAAAAGACCAGCAAGGAAAGAAAGUCGGCAGUCGGAAAGCAGAUCUCCAAGAAAUUGUCGAACAUUUUAAUAUUGAUGUGGAGAAUCCAUGUGUAAUUAUGAGUCAAGACAAAAGCAGAGAAUUUUUGCAUUCUGGGAAUAACAAAGAUAAAUUUAAGUUUUUUUACAAGGCCACACUUCUUCAGCAAGUCAGUGAUCUUCUGGAAAGCAUUUGCAAUGAAAUAAUGAUUGCAUAUGGAAUAGUUGAAGAAUUAGAGGUUGCAAUAAGGCCUAUAGAAAAGGAGCUUAAUGAGCUGCAAGUUAAAAUUAAAGCUAUGGAACAUGUUGAACAAAUAUCCAUACAGGUUCAGCAGUUAAAAAAGAAACUUGCAUGGUCAUGGGUUUAUGAUGUGGACAAGCAACUUGUAGAACAAAAUGUAAAGAUUGAAAAGCUGAAGAACCGGAUACCUACCUGCCAAGCUAAGAUUGAACAACAACUGCAUCGGGUUGGAAAAUUGAGGGAAAGCUGCUCCCAGAAGAAAGUUGAAAUUGCAAGUAUGUUGGAAACGACAUCCCAAGUCAAGCAAGUGAAGGAAAAUUUAAGCCAGUCCGUGUCCAUGGCAACGAAAGAAGCAUUCAAACUUGAGCGAGAAUGCAAAGGUAAAAUUAGCAACAUACAGAAGAUGGUACUUCAACUUAAAAAGCUUGAACAACAAGUGCAGGAUAUUCAUGAGCAGUAUACCAAAAAUACUCAGGCUGAAGAAUCUGACAAUAAGGAGAAACUAAAUGGGCUCCAAGAUGCGGUUCUUGCAGCUGAGUUAGACCUGCAAAGUUUGAAAGAAGAGGAGGUUAUGUUAACCAACAGCAUACAUAGGCAAAAUGAUGAAAUCAAAAAGAUUGCUGAUAAGAUGCAAGAUCAUGAAAAUAAAUAUCGUGGUAUCUCGAAUCAUAUCCGUGAUCUUCAACAACACCAAAGCAAUAAGAUUGCGGUUUUUGGAGGAGAUAAAGUGAUGAAUCUUUUACAAAAAAUUGAGAGAUAUCGUCUAAGGUUUAAGAUGCCACCGAUUGGUCCAAUUGGUGCCCAUCUGAAGUUGCUCAAUGGUGAUAAAUGGGCGCUCGCCGUUGAACAUGCCGUUGGGAGAUUGCUCAAUUCUUUUAUAGUGACUGAUCACCAGGAUUUUCAACUUCUGAAACAAUGUGCUAAGGAAGCAAACUAUGGUCACCUUCAAAUUAUUAUUUAUGAUUUUUCAAUCCCAAGGUUGAUAAUACCACAUCACAUGCUUCCUGAUACAAAACAUCCAUCAACUCUUUCCAUCUUACAAUCCGAGAAUCAAACUGUGAUUAAUGUCUUAGUGGAUCAGGGAAAUGUUGAAAGACAAGUGCUUGUUAACGAUUAUGAUGCUGGGAAAGUGGUUGCCUUUGAACAAAGGAUCCGAAAUCUGAAGGAGAUAUAUACAGCAGAUGGAUAUAGAAUGUUUUCUCGAGGUUCAGUGCAGACUAUUCUUCCCCGAAAUAAGAAGCUAAGAUCUGGCCGUCUCUGUAGUUCUUUUGAAGAUCAGAUUGAGAAUCUUCGUAAUGAAGCAUCCGAUGAGCAAAAGGCUGCCAUUGACUGUAAAAGGAAUAAAAGAGAGGCAGAGAUCAAGAUUGAAGAUCUUGACAGGAAUCUGAAAUCUGUAAAGAGGCUUUGUGUAAAUGCAGGAAGAAAUUUUACUUCUAAGAAGCUAGCUUUGGAGGAGGCAAUGCAUCAGCAUGCAGCAGAAAAUACCUCAGCACCUUUGUCCUCUGUCGAUGAGCUUGUUGAAGAAAUUUCAGAAGUCCAGAAAAAAAUAAAAGAAGAGCAAGUCUUAUUGGAAGGCCUUCAGCAAAGGAGGGAUGAAGCAGCAGGAGAAGCAAAUGAUCUUAAAGUAAAAUUUGACAAACUGUGUGAAUCAGCGAAUGGGGAAAUUGCCGCCCUUGAGAACACUGAGAAUGAACUUGUGGAAAUUGAAAGAGAAAUGGAUUUGGCAAAAAAGGCGAAGGAUCAUUAUGAUGGUGUCAUGAAAAACAAGGUCCUUCUUGAUAUUAAGGUGGCAGAGGAACAAUAUCUGGAGCUUACGAAGAGGCGUGAGGAGAACAUUAAAAAGGCUUCCAUAAUUUGCUGUCAGGAUGAACUCGAUUCAUUAGGAGGUUGUGAUGGGAACACCCCAGAGCAAAUCAGUGUCCAAUUAGAAAGACUAAACCAGACACUUAGGCGUGAGAGCCAAAGGUACUCUGAAUCAAUUGAUGAUCUUAGGAUGCUAUAUGAGAAAAAAAAACGUAAGAUUAUAAAAAGACAGGAGGUUUACAAAGCACUUCGACAGAAAUUGGAUGCUUGCCACAGAGCCUUAGAGAUACGAAGGAACAAGUUUAAGAGAAAUGCAACUUACCUGAAGCAUCAGCUUUCUUGGAAAUUUAAUGGCCAUUUGAGAAAGAAGGGGAUCAGUGGACUUAUCAGAGUUAAUUAUGAGGAAAAAACCUUAUUGGUUGAGGUACAGAUGCCCCAAGAUGCAUCAAACAGAGCUGUGCGAGACACGAGGGGGCUUUCAGGUGGAGAGCGUUCUUUUUCAACAUUGUGCUUUGCGUUAGCCCUUCAUGAAAUGACCGAAGCCCCUUUCAGAGCAAUGGAUGAAUUUGAUGUCUUUAUGGAUGCCGUAAGCCGGAAAAUCAGCUUGGACACUCUGGUUGAUUUUGCCGAGGCACAAGGAUCCCAGUGGAUAUUCAUCACACCGCAUGAUACUAGCUCGGUGAAGGCGGGGGACAGGAUAAAGAAGAUGCAAAUGGCAGCUCCACGUUCUUGAUCGUUUGUAAUUUGCUUUCUUCAUGGCAAAUGGAAACUCAUUUAUGAAAGUGUUUUUCUUCUUUCUUUUUAUUCUAAAUCCUUAUCUUUCCUGGGCUUUAUCAUUUUGAAUAUCUGAUGAUUAUUUAUUUUAAAUUUAUUUUGUUGUGGUGUGUUUGUGAGCGCAUGCU
Messenger RNA from Gastrolobium bilobum, 3343 nucleotides. RefSeq names its product structural maintenance of chromosomes protein 6A. Gene Ontology annotation, cellular component: nucleus; Smc5-Smc6 complex; chromosome. Gene Ontology annotation, molecular function: single-stranded DNA binding; protein binding; ATP binding. Gene Ontology annotation, biological process: double-strand break repair via homologous recombination; chromosome organization. The transcript has 28 exons. Lineage: Eukaryota; Viridiplantae; Streptophyta; Magnoliopsida; Fabales; Fabaceae. Bases 1 to 3174 code for a protein of 1057 amino acids. The record is from RefSeq and is a predicted model, not a curated record.